CGGCCCUCAUGUCUACAAGUGUGGUAUAAUUCCAGCAAAACUUGCGUACCCGAAACUCCAAUACAUUUACACAAUUUUUACUUGUCACUAACACUCCCUCACAAAUCUUUGAAAUGAGUAAGAAGUCAAUCUAUUGUGUCUUUUGAUUGUUUUAUAUUAUAAGCUCUUCACUCAACAGAUAUUAAGCAAAAAUAAAACAAAAGAAGACAAACAAUUUUUUUAGCUGUCACCGCGUAUUGAAAACGAUGGAUGUGAAAGCGUACAGCAUGAUACCGUGAAUUUGACAUUUGCUUGUUCGUUGUGACAAAUUGAAUUCGAAGAAAAAAAAUUUCGGUUACAAACGCGUCGAUAAAGAAUUGUGCAGAUUUGUGCUUGUGCAUAUUUUUGCAAAAUUAUUGAAAAUAAAUAUUGAAAUCUUUUAGAAUUGUGUUUCGUUAAUAUUUGUGAACAUCUUGUGUCUAUUAUUGUACUUAUAUUUGGAAAAAGGGUGAGUAUAGAAAAUAAUAAUUCAAUAUGAAGCAAAAUACAAUUAGUGCAUAUGUGAGCCGGGAAAAGGGCUUUUAAUCUAAGUGCAUCUAACUUUGUGAAAAAGAUGUAAAUUUUGAUUGUGAUCCUGAUGUGGAGGGAUUUACAUCAUCUAUUUCAUGAAUUUUCAAAUUAGUAUUUUUCACUGUAAUAUUGCAUUGUCCCGACGGUAUUUUAUAUAUAUUAUGUUAAGAAAUGAAUGAAAUUAAAAUGAAUUUUAAUGCUGCCAUAUUUUUAUUUCUUAAUCAGAUGGAUUCACCAGUGCUUUUUGAUGACACCUAUUUGGAGGAAUGCCCAACAACGUCUUCGACUCCCGUAAAAGAAAAAUUGACAUUUAAACGGAAGAAGUUCAACGUUUCUGGUUGCUACAACACAGAGGCAAACUUCUCAAAGCAACAAGUAAACAAUUUGCCUGUGGAUGGAAAUGAUGUUUUUAACAUGUUCUUCAAAUUACAGACACAGUGUGUUUUAAGGAUGAAAGACAGUGUAUGUGAUGUGUUGCGGCAUCCGUACACUGACGAAUUCCUGGCUUUGUGUAACUGGGACGGUAGGGGAGACAAGCAACCGCUAUCAAAGUUUCUGUUGUCCAACAUAUUAUAUGCUAAAUUUUGUACAUACGUACAUAUUAACCUAAAAAGAUGUAUUUUAAAUUGAUUUUUCAUUACAUUUUUU
This is a messenger RNA of Bactrocera dorsalis (oriental fruit fly), 1197 nucleotides long. RefSeq lists its product as uncharacterized. The coding region runs from base 721 to 1179 and encodes 152 amino acids. The transcript is spliced from 3 exons. The record is from RefSeq and is a predicted model, not a curated record. NCBI's taxonomy places the organism in Eukaryota, Metazoa, Arthropoda, Insecta, Diptera, Tephritidae.